CUCCUUCUGUAUCUUGCUCGAGGAAUCUUCGAAGAACAGAGCAACCUGGAGAAACUGGUGCAGAAAAUUAUGCUGGACGCCCAGGAUCUGCUGAAAUGUGAAAAGUGUUCUGUGUACUUGCUAGAGGACUCGUUUGAGCGGGAUAUCAUGAGAUUUACCAGCCGUUUUCUCAACAGACUGGGCAGUUACUCCAGGAGUAGCAACUUGGUGGUCGUCAUGCAGGAUCCCAGUAACCCUAGAACAACGGACAGAAAACAGACACAGAGUUCAGAGAAAGAGAAGCCGUCCCCACAGAAGCCAGAGGAUGUCCACUUCUCUAAAGCGUUCGAACUGUAUGCUGGACAGAUCACAAUUCCUACAUCAGAAGAGAUUGCUAAUUCAAAGAAUGCAUAUAUCGCCAGAUGUACGGUGGUAGAAGGAGAGCCCUUGAAUAUUGAAGAUCUGGCCAAAGAUGGACGAUUUGGAGCUGGACCAUUUAAAGAUGAGCAUGGGUUUGUGUCCAAGAGUGUGUUGUGUAUGCCUAUCCACAACAGUGAUCGGACCAUCAUCGGAGUGACACAGCUCAUCAACAAGGUCAAUGGGCAACCUUUCGAUGAUAAUGAUGAGCAUCUUAUUGAGGCUUUCUCAAUUUUUACCGGCUUGGGCAUUCAUAACUGUCAGAUGUAUGAGAAUGCAUGCCAGCUGAUGGCAAAACAAAGUGUUGCACUAGAGGUAUUGUCCUUCCAUGCUACGGCCAGUAAAGAGGAAACUGAGAGAAUUAUGAUGGAGAAGAUACCAACAGCAGAUGACUACCGGCUCUACACAUAUGACUUUGAUGAUAUGGCAAUGUCUGACAGUGACACCAUCAAAGCAACUAUCCGUAUGUUUAUGGAUGCAAGCCUUAUCAGUCAGUUCAAGGUUCCUUAUGAGACCAUGUGCCGUUGGGUGUGUACUGUUAAAAAGAACUACAGACCUGUGACAUAUCACAACUGGAGACAUGCAUUUAAUGUGUGUCAGACAAUGUUUACUAUGCUUUAUACAGGAGAGCUAAGGCCAAAAUUUGAUGCUGUAGAAGUUUUUGCAUUAAUGGCUGCAUGUUUGUGUCAUGACCUUGAUCACAGAGGCACUAAUAAUGCUUUUCAAGUCAAGGUGGCAUCUCCAUUGGCCAUGCUAUAUAGCACCUCAGUGUUAGAACAUCAUCAUUUUGACCACUGCAUUAUGAUUAUAAAUAGUGAGGGCAACAAUAUUUUUCAAUCAUUCACUCCAGAAGAGUACAGAAGAGCCAUAAAAAUUCUUGAGCAUGCUAUUUUGUCAACAGAUUUGGCCUUGUAUUUCAAGAAACGAGGAGAAUUCAAGUCACUAGUGGAAAAUGGUGAGAGAGAUUUUCAAGACGAUAACAAAAAGGAUUUACUCAAAGCAAUGAUGAUGACAGCAUGUGAUGUGGCAGCCAUAACGAAGCCAUGGAAAAUUCAGAAGGAGAUUGCCCAGCUGGUCACUUCAGAGUUUUUUGAACAGGGAGACAUAGAAAAAACACAACUGGGAGAAAAGCCAAUACCUAUGAUGGACAGAGAAAAGAAGGACGAAUUACCAAAAAUGCAAGUGGAUUUUAUUGAUUUCAUCUGCACUCCAGUUUAUGAGUUGUUUGCAAAGAUAUCUGAACAACUAAAGCCACUGAGCGAUGGUUGUGCGAAUAACAGAUCUCACUGGGAAGAAUUGGCUGAGCUGCAUAAACAAAGCAAGCAAGGGAAUAGUGAAGGGACUACAGACACAGGAGAAAGGAGUCAAGAAAAACAAGCCAGAAAUAAAUCAGACCAGCAAGAACUCGACAAAACGCAGCAAGACAAGUCAGUCAUCAAGCACCAAGUCAUCAACACUGAACUGAAAACUGACACUAAUCUGUUAAAGAGUCAAAAAGACACUAAUUGUAAAAUUUCUAGUAAUCAUAACAUUAAUAACCCACAGAACAACAGGACAGAGCUUUCAAAUGCUAGUGUGAAUAAUGUAAAUACAGAACCUAAAACUUCAUUAAGUUCUUCUGUGUCUGCCAUUGAGGAGGCUGAAAUCAAAGACAAGGGAAAGAAACGAUCUCUAAAGGGAAGUGAAUACAAGAAGUCAAGCAAAUCAUCAAAGAGCCAUUUUUGUUCAUUAAGCUGA
Candidula unifasciata is the source of this 2133-nucleotide messenger RNA. NCBI's taxonomy places the organism in Eukaryota, Metazoa, Mollusca, Gastropoda, Stylommatophora, Geomitridae. The record is from the annotation of a GenBank genome assembly.